AUGCCCAACGUAUGCGCCCACUGUCAGGGGCCAGCGACAAGACUAUGCAAGGGCUGUACCGCUUCCCCCACUUGGUACUGCUCAACGAAAUGUCAGAAGGUCCACUGGCCAGAGCACCGCUUUCAAUGUGCUUCGUCGCGCGAACUAACGACCGCCGACCAUCUUGUGCGAGCCAUAUAUCGCAGACGUGCUCCGGAGGACGACGACACUUUGGCACAAUACGGGUUCUCGCGCUUAUGGAGGCGACAGGGAAAAGACCUUUUCGAGCUGUACAUCAGCGUGAUCGCAGAUCUUGGCGUCUCCGCGAGGAAACUCCAUCAGUGGAGAGUGUCUGGCCGACUCCUCGACGAGCUUACAAGCGUGCUAGAGCGCCACCCCGGUGCACAUCAACGCUACCUCCGAUCCUGGCUUUCGCAGAACCCUUGGAUUCUCGACAGAAACCUCGCCGUUCCCCCAGAGAUCAUCCAUGCGCUCAAACUUCCCGCCAUGCUCUACGCAGGGCUCCCCGCGUGGUAUACCGACGAGCAUAUCAUAAACGACCGCAUGCCAUUGUUCUGGUCGCAGUGUUUCAGCCUCUGCGUCGAGCUGUUGCCCGACAUCGACACCGUCUACAAGAAUCAUAGCGAAUGGGUUGUGUUCGGCUUCUGCACUUGCUACGAUGCCCAGGAGGAGGUGCGACUGCGCGAGACGUACGGGCAACUUUUGGACAGCUGCACAUUCGACGAAUUGUACGCCGCACACAGGACUGCAUCCAUGGUGAUGUUGUUCGAUGCCAAGGGUCUAGGAGCCUCGCUGCGGGAGUUCCCGAACCUAGUUGACAUGCUCAGUUCAUCCCCCUUCAAUAUUCGCCUCGUCUACUUCCUCAAGCAAUACGUGCUCUGCGAGAACGUCGAGCUGUUUCCGGUCAUGGCUGCCAGCUUCGGCUUCAAUUCUUGUCAUAACGACGAGGAGAUUGCUACGCUCAAAGACGCGUACAAGCGAGUGUUCGUCGAGAUGCGCGUCGAUCCGUUGAUCCUGCACGAAGCAGCUACCCAAGGCAUGCUCUUCGAGGUGGUCGUCGGAUCACUUGGUUCCAGCGAUGCCGACAACUUCGAACUGUAUCACAGGGCGCUGAAGGAGGGGUGUCCUAGUUCUGUUCCCGACGAUUGUCUUAGUGUCCGCUACGCGGGGUGUUCAGACGCAUGCACAACGCCCGAGGCCAAAUGA
This is a messenger RNA of Fomitopsis serialis, 1206 nucleotides long. RefSeq lists its product as uncharacterized. Lineage: Eukaryota; Fungi; Basidiomycota; Agaricomycetes; Polyporales; Fomitopsidaceae. Bases 1 to 1206 code for a protein of 401 amino acids. The record is from RefSeq and is a predicted model, not a curated record. The transcript is spliced from 2 exons.